Messenger RNA from Closterium sp. Naga37s-1, 1137 nucleotides. The record is from the annotation of a GenBank genome assembly. Lineage: Eukaryota; Viridiplantae; Streptophyta; Zygnematophyceae; Desmidiales; Closteriaceae.
AUGCUUCGCGAACCGUUGUUACCUUCAACAGGCGGUCAGGAAUCUAACACGCGUGCCACGUCAGACUCCGCAGUAUCUCAUGAGUAUCGCGCGCGCGUGAACCUGACAAUACCCCGUGGCGCAGCCACCGCAAGCGGAUCCCCGCCAAACAGACGCGCGAGCGUCGACUCAGCGAAUGUGACUAUAUCGGAGGGAAGCGACCUCUGCGCGGAAGCCGAUUCGCGGAAGAGGCGGAUUAGCUUUGGGAACGAGCGGUUGGAAGCGGGAGGCGCGGGGAGGAGGGGGAGAUGGGGAAGCGGAGGGCCGGGUGGGGGGGAGGGCUUGCGGAGUCCGCGCAGCCCGGGGCUGUCGAAGCAGGAGGUCCUGGGGGCAUUUGAUGCGGCGGAGGCGGAAGGGGAGGCGGAGGCGGACUUAAGCGCGCACCUACAGACGGACUUCCAAACCGUUCUCAACACGGUAGAUAAAUCUUUUCGUUGGGGCAGGUCUGCUCUCCAUGGGCUAUGCAGUCAUGCUGGGCGGCUGGACGAGCCUUGUGAGUUCGCUCCUCCCUUUACUCCCUCCCUCCAUCUCGAGUUGACUUUUGAGUCGACUCAAAAGUCGGCUGGACGAGCCUUUUCGCUCUCGCCCUCUGCGCGACCCUCUUCUCCCACCACUGCUCGUCUGCUCUGCCGUCCUUCUAAACACAUAACCUCUCUCCCACCACCCCUUCCGCCCCCUCCUUCCACCACAGUGAUGGUGGCGGUGCUCUUUGAGUUCUGGGGAGCGCUCGGCAUGUGUCUCAUCAUAGUGAUGGUGGCAGUGCUAUUCGAUUUCUGGGGUGCGCUCGGCAUGUGUCUCAUCAUAGUGUGGCCUCCCCUUCUCUCCCACGUGUGCCCUACCCACUCACUCCCGUCUGUUCGGCAUGUGUGUGUGCGCCAGGUGAUGGUGGCAGUGCUAUUCGAGUUCUGGGGAGCGCUCGGCAUGUGUCUCAUCAUCGUGUGGCAGUCGGCACUCAUCUUCCUGCCGCCCCUCCCCACGCUCUGCCUCCCCUCCUUCGCCACCUCCGCUGCCGAUGCCUCUGCACCCUCUGCUGCUCCGCUCUGCCUCUUCCCGAGGUACUCUCUCGAGCUUUCUUUUCUCAGAGGAACCCCAGGAUGA